Molecule: messenger RNA, 6757 nt
Organism: Limulus polyphemus (Atlantic horseshoe crab)
Lineage: Eukaryota; Metazoa; Arthropoda; Merostomata; Xiphosura; Limulidae
Exons: 9
Coding region: 1736-2650 (304 amino acids)
Source: RefSeq, a predicted model, not a curated record
AAUUGAUAGUGUUGAUGCAUCAUCUUUUUUUCACACUUAAUGAUGAUAAUAGUAGGACUAGAAGUAGGAAACACAAAUUUUGGAAAGAGUCAUUAUCGGGUAAGACAGUUUUAUUUUUCACGGGUUGGUUGACCCUUGGAAUGGGCUGCCUUUAGAUGUGAUGGAUGAAGUAAAGUUAAAGGUUUGAUAAAUAUCUGAAUGAUAUAAUACAAUACGAAACUUAAAAUACAUGUAAUUGUUACAGUGUAUAUAAGCAGUUUAUAUAUCAAGAGAUUACAUGGUCCUUUGAAGAUGCAUUACACACCCACCUAUGAGGGAUAAAAAAAAAAGAGUAGAAAUUAAACCAACCUCUUGUCUUACAGGAAUUCAUUAAUUUUCCUCUUAAACUCUCGUUGAUAACUCAUUUUAAAAGUUAAUCACCGCCUUGAAAAAAAUAACUUUUGCCAUCUCCAUAAUUUGGCCAAAAGAGAUUGGUGGCUUUUAUUCUAUCAGUCUACCAGAUAAUCUUGUAAGAUCAUUUGUUAUCCUUUUCUCAAGAGAAAAUAAGAGGUCAUAACCUAUUCCAAUAAGAUAACCAUUCUGUUUCCAAAAUCAUCCCAGAAGCCAUCCUCUGAACACUUUCCAAUAAGAUAACCAUUCUGUUUCCAAAAUCAUCACAGAAGCCAUCCUCUGAACACUUUCCAAUAAGAUAACCAUUCUGUUUCCAAAAUCAUCCCGGAAGCCAUCAUCUGAACACUUUCCAACAAGAUAACCAUUCUGUUUCCAAAAUCAUCCCAGAAGCCAUCCUCUGAACACUUUCCAAUAAGAUAACCAUUCUGUUUCCAAAAUCAUCCCAGAAGCCAUCCUCUGAACACUUUCCAAUAAGUCAAUAUACUUUGUUAAAUAAGAAAACCAAUGUUGUACACACUAUUUCAAGUGAAAUAAUUACAUUUCAAAAUUGUAACUGAUUUUUAGCUUUACUUUCCCUCUAUCACAUUACAAGAAAACUUCUGAAUGGUUUUAACAAUGAUGAAUGUGUCGUAUGUAGCUGCAGAACAAGUAGUGUUAGUGCUAGAUGUUGUGUGUAAUUUUGUAAUCACAUAUUUGUUAUUUCAUGAAAUUGACUUUCGUGUAGUAUACUGAACAUUUAAAGAAAAUUUUAUUUGUUAUUAAACUUGAAUUAUCAUAGUUUGGCUUUUCACUAUCCUCGUGCACGUGUAUAAAUAGUUCCAGUAUUUAUUUCUGCUUAGAGGCUGUGUGAAAUAUUUCAUGCAAGUUAGAUAACCAUCUGCCAUCAGUUGUUUAAUUCUCUAAAUUUACUACAUUUAUUGCAAUGCUGAUAAAAACAUGUAAUUAAUAAAACUUGUGUAGAAUCAGGAUUUCUUGUUUUUGAAAAAAUGUUCAUAGAAUAAAAGCCCAAAAUAUCAUUUUGUUUAAUAUCAGUAUAUUAAUACAUCUACAUGUAUAUAAAUUCCUUUAUCUUAAAGAAUGCAUGUAAUAAUGUAGCGGGUGAGCUUUUUCGGAGUCUGUUUGAGUGAUAUAUUACCAAGAUAACUAGACCACAUACUAAUCUAUACUAGUACCUGUACUGUACAUGCACGUGUUCAAAUUGGUUCAUAGUGAACUACCAUAAUAGGCAAGACGCUUGCACCGGAGAUUGAGCAGUAGCUUACUGCACAUACUUCUCAGGUGAAAUCUGAAGAUUUGCCGAUAACUUUGCGGUGAAAAAGGUCUUCCGUACAGACGUCCCAUCGAGAUGGCUAAAGCAAGGACACCCCCAUCUGAAAGUGAUCAAACAGUUGAGGAUGGAAAAACUGUUGAAGAUGAUGUAGCUCUGGCAAUGGCCACUCUGUCUGUGAUGGAUCAUGGUACAAUGGACGUUGGGUAUAUAAAGAGUCCAAGUAGGUCUGCCUCUCUCGAGAAACACGAGCCGAGAAUUACAUCCAAAAGUCUUCCUGAGGUAAAAAAGAAAAGGGGCCAAUCUCUAUCCAAAACUAAUUUUGGGAGUCAAAGCCUCAUUGAACGUGGAACUCGCAAGAAGAGACGACAGAUGUCCAUAAGUGAUCCAACUCCGGAAAUUACACGCUUGACUCGUAGUCCUAGCUGUGGGUUUGGAUUUUUUAGAAAAGGGCCAUCCACACCAUCAAGUUCAUCUUCCCAUUCCUCAGGAGGAUCAAAGUUCCGCACCCUCGGCUAUCGACCUCGAUUGCACUCCGACUCCUUUCCAGAACAAGGCUGUCUCCUUCCCCGGGGCCUUAAAGAUCAACAUGCAGCUCAUAUAUGUGGGUGGUCUGAGUCUGACAGUGGUUCCAGGAUUUCUCCAGCAGAGGGCCAGACUAGUUCCAGUUUUCCUGAGGAAGGAGCUGCUGUAUCAUCAUCAGUUUGUACACUGGAACUCGGUAAAAAAUCGGAUAAAAAAACUCCAAGACGACAAAAGGACUCAAAGUUUGAAGUUUUUGUGCCCUUGUGUGAUGUUCAACAAAGUCUCAAGAAAGGAGAAGUGAUUGAGGGGCUGCUGAAAAUGAACCCAAGCGACUACCAAGAUUCUUUCAUUAGUGCUCCGGAAGAUCAGAUGGACAUUUAUAUUGGAAACAUAAGUAAGGAAUUGAGCCGUCGUUUCGCCAUCUGGUGGCUUGUUCAAUGGUCCUUCAAACUUGCAAGCUGCUGUUGAAUCCUGCAUUCUGUGAAGCAGUCAUUCAUAUCAUGUGAAUCGAAGCCUCUAGAAGUGAAGAGAAAAAUCACAGUUAUAAAAUGGACUAUUUCCAAGGAGGCGAGUCAUAGUUUUAUGUAUUUCUACCUAUAAACUGUACUUUCUGUUAAUCAUAUAGCAGUAUCAUCACUGAAUUUGUUUUAAUUUCACUUGAAAAUAGUAAUAGAAAAAAAUUUUUAAUUACUAACAUUUUAAAAGUAUUUCUGAUACAGUUAACUGUAGCUGUAUUUUGAAUUAGGUUCUGGAUGUUCAAAUGUGUGUUCUGGACCUGAUUAAUUACUUUGAUUACUCUCGGAAAUGAGCCAGAACUAACUUCUAGUAAAGAAGCGUUAGUUUUUUCCUAGUCUUGAAAGUAAUAGUAUCAUAACAUAGUAAUGACACAAUAGCAUGUGUGUUAGGAUCAGUAUUCCAUUGGCUUAUCUCCUGCUGUUAUUCUAAUAUAUAUGAUUAAGCAUUAUUAAUCAAGAAACUUAAGCUAGUAAAGGAAGCUUGAGUGAGUUUUAGCCAGUUAAAAUAUUCCUGGGAAAUUUUGUGUAAGUAUAAGUUCAUGUGAACUGGUUAAUGUAUCUAUACACAGGUUCAUGUGAACUGGUUAAUGUAUCUGUAUACACAGGUUCAUGUGAACUGGUUAAUGUAUCUGUAUACACAGGUUCAUGUGAACUGGUUAAUGUAUCUGUAUACACAGGUUCAUGUGAACUGGUUAAUGUAUCUGUAUACACAAGUUCAUGUGAACUGGUGAUUGUAUCUGUAUACACAAGUUCAUGUGAACUUGUGAAUGUAUUUGUAUACACAGGUUCAUGUGAACUGGUGAAUGUAUCUGUAUACACAGGUUCAUGUGAACUGGUGAAUGUAUCUGUAUACACAUGUGUGAAAUGGUUUUAUUAGGAAAAUGAUUAGUAAUGACUUUUUAAUUGUAAAACCAGACAACAUAUUAGGCCUUAACAUAUAUAAAGUUCUGAAACAGCUAUUUGUGAGAUAAUACUAGUAGAUUUAUUUCAAUACAGUAUUUCGUCUCUAAAAGUGAGACAUGAUGAUGUACAACAUUCAAAGUACAAAAAAGAAGAAAAUGUCGCAUGCGUGACCAUAUCUCACUUUUAUAGACAAAACAUUGUGGAAUAAUACGUAGGGAUUUAUUUCAGUACAAAUAGCUUUUUCAAAACUCUAUACAUCUUUCAUUGUCAAACAGGUAUCUCUUAAAAAGAAAUGAACAAAAAAUAAAUGUUGAUAAUAUCGCAACUGUUGGAUUACUGUGUGAAUUAGAAACUAUCUUAGUUAAAUCUAAUUAAUAGUUUUUGGUUAAGAAAUGUAUAUAAAAACAUAAAAAUGUAUGCAUUAAUUCAUUAGCUUUCCUUAACUCACCAGCCUUUAAUUCUUGUAUAAUCCAUUUUCACUCUGCAAUCUAUAACGCUAAAAUAUCGCAAUCUGAUUUAAGCCUUUUUAGCUUCGAAAACUAGUAUUUCAGGUUGUUUAAUCUACUUUUAACAUCCAACACCAUCCUUUCAGAUCCUGUGAAAUCCACAUUUAAUCUCCAACACUAGUCUAUUAGAUCCUGUGUAACUCAUCUAUUAAUCUCUAACCACAGCUUCUCACUUCAUGUAUGCAAAUGCAUUUGUAAUACAUACAAGUAUUGUAUUAUAUAAUCCUUUUAACUUAUAAUGUAUUUGCGACUUAAUGUACCAUCUAUCAGGCAUCCUGUUGUUUUCCGUGUGUUUCUGUAAUUGUACUUUAUUUUCCGGUAUGGUUAGGUUUUAAAGAUGUUUUUAUUUAUUGUAAUUGUUUAUCAAAUUAUUGCAAUAUAUACACAGAAAAAAUUAUUAUCAACAUGUAGUUACCAAAACACUAUGUUGGUUUUUCAUUGUUUCUAAACUUAAGAUUAAAAGUAAACAUUGAACACAUUAUUGGCAAAUAGUCAUGUAAAAAAAAAAGGAAUGUGUGUAACUAUAAACAAUUUCUAAUGUGUUGUGACAUAAGUAAGGAAUUUAUGAAAAAUUGUACUUCGUCAACUUGUUGCAUCAUUGACAGUUGUUGUCAAGCCGUUUGCUAGAGUAAAUAGUCUCAACCAUUAUUGUGUCAACUGACCAGAUUAAGUCUGGCAUUGGGCAAAGGCCUUGUCAACACUGGAAGUGGUAGAUAUAGCUUGGUUGGAAUGUUGUUAAAUAUGCUUCUGUACUGUCACUCAGAAGUUCUGACACAUAAAAAUAUUGUAUUUGUUUUAUCAGAGUUGUAUAACUCUACUAUGAUUACGCUGGUGUUAGAAGAAUUGAAUAAUAGUCAUUUUUAAUUUUUGAUUAUUGUCUGAGAAACUCGUAUGCCUCGGAGGCCUAGCUGAUAAGUCAGUUGUUUAUAAUUAGGCAUAAGUUACAACUUGCCUUCUUUUUUUCCCUCAGUUUUAUUGAUACUCUCAUGUGUAGGUGAUGGCUUAGUUUUAAAAUCAGUAGUUUCUAAUCAGGACUAACAAUUUACUUACUUCACUAAGAUUUAACAAUUAACUUACCAGUAAGUCCAUUAGGCCUAACUUUGGUAUUAAAUAAUACAUAUAUUAAUAUGUGUAGUUAGUACUGUUUAAUAGUUUCUGCCUUAUGUCACUGAGGAUUCUAAGUUACUGUGUUACAAUUAUAUUGAGUAGCUGAGUUAAGUUAAAAUGUAUGGCAGUUUUGUUUUGUCUUAAAACUAGUUUCGACAGUAGUAUAAACAAGAACUAUAAUACUAAAUUGAGAAACAUUUAGACUUGGUAUGUGAUGAAUGUUUUUGGUCUAAGCCUUUCCGUAGAUUCUUGUGAAGAAAGGCACCCAGAGCAUCAUUAUGAAUAAUCAACAUUAUUGCCAGUUGAUGUAUUUUCAUUAGUUAACUUUCAUUAUUUUAAUCUUCUUUCCUCUUCUACACCCCUUUCACUACAUCAAUACAAACUGUGACGAUAUUCAUUAAUUCACCUUAUUCCAUAUUCAGUUAAACAACAUGUAAAUGAGAUUAUACAUCAGUAUCGGGUACUUAUUAUCAAGUUUUGGAGAGAACUUUUAUUGAUUAAUUAAUUUUCCUUUAGGUUUAACAAGAUACUUGAAUGUAUUACAUUUUUGAAAGUUGGAUAUAAAUGUAAUGAAGUAAAACAUUCCUUGUUUGAUAUUGUUACCUAUAAGUUGUUACGAUGUUGUAUUUCUUUCUUUUGUAUAAGUACAUCACAAGUGCCACAAAAUAUGUAUACAUAAAUAUUUAUAUUACUGUUGCUUACAAAAAAGGACAUUUCUAAUUGUGUUACAUACAAAUAUAAAUGAUGUUUGUUUGUGAAGUAUUUGUUUCUCAGGGUUAAUAUUUGAGCAUUAACUACUCAUUUGUAGUACUCCAUAAUAAUUUUCAUUGUUAAAGGUAUAGUUAUGUAAAAAACAAUGAAACGGUACGUGUUGUUCAUUCCGUAAACCGGUCAGUUCGAUUCUCUAAACACUAUGAUAUUGUAAAGCCAGUUAAGAGUAUAAUAUAGAGUUAUAUAGCAGUACUUUACGGUUAGGUAUUAGUUUAGCAUGUAAUUGUUGCAGUUUUUCUAAUAGGAACGUUUUUUAGGAUAUUUCAGUUUCCCAGAUUAUGUAUCCUAUGAAAAAUUGGACAAAUGGUCACAUCAGGUAUAGAAAGCAAAAGGAAAUAACAUGUACCAUAUAAUGAAAAUGUUAUACUGUAGUUUUGGAACUGAAACAGAGGAUGAGAAAAAAACUAUUAUUGACAUCAUAAGUUUAUGAACUGUAGCAAUUGGACUAAGAUAUAUUUAUUUAGAAUAUAACUUUGUUUAGGUGUAACAAAAGUUGAAAUAUCUACUUAAGCCUUUUCUUGAUCCAAGAUUGGUUAUGAUUCAUUCAUACAUAUGUAUGCAGUUCAGGGAAUGUGCAUCCAUGUAGAGAGGGAAACUCAACUUUAUUUGUAUAUAUAUAAAUUUGAUAGUGAUGAAAUGAUUUUUGUUGACAGACAGAUUGUAAAAUGUGGGAUCUUGCAUGAAAUAUGGUGGUAUACGCUAGAAAUGUAUUAUGUACAGCUUUUUAUGUAUAUUUAUUUUAUAUCUGUUAGGACUAAUAUCAUAAAUAAAAA